AUGAAACGCAAUCUCCUACUCUGCGUAGAUGCCUUUGGCACGUUAUUUCGACCCCGAAGCCCCAUUGCCGAACAAUAUGGUACAGUAGCCAGAGGCAUGGGUGUCAAGAUCUCCGAUGAUGAAGUAGCGAAAUCAUUCAGAAGUGCAUUCAAGGAAGUUUCAAAGGCAUAUCCGAAUUAUGGCAAAGCUACUGAUAUGGGAGCUAGACAAUGGUGGACAGAGGUCAUCAACAAAACAUUUCAACCUCAUCACAAAGGUCCUCUGCCCUCUGAUCUGGUACCGAAUCUUAUCCAUCGCUUCUGGAGUCAAGAAGGAUACACAGCUUUCCCUGACGUUCUUUCGUAUCUCCAAAGCCUCUCGACUCAGCCUGCACGUCUCGCUUCCGCUUCCCCUCGCUUGGUGGUCGGUGUGAUUACAAACUCGGAUGACAGGGUACCCGACGUUCUGUCAUCUCUAGGACUACGAGUACACCAUUUACGCCAUGGAUCAAAGGUAGAGCAUAUCAGGCAGACAUCAGAACCCAAGGAUAUUGAUUUCUGCAUCAUGUCUUAUGAUGUUGGGUGUGAGAAACCAGAUACCCGUAUCUUCGCCGCGGCAACUUCACUGCUAGAAACGAUACUAGCAGCUGAAGGGAGCAAGUUCGAACAAAAGGACUGGGAACUGUUAUAUGUUGGUGAUGAGGUGAAGAAGGACGCCCAGGGAGCCAUCGGUGCCGGAUGGAAUGCGGUGAUUGUAGACCGAGGUGGCGAAAAGGAUAUGGCUUAUGAAGGCGAUGCACCUGGUGUGGAGGGUUUCAUGGAGGUGCAGGGUAAACGGGUGACUAUACUGGAGGAUUUCAAGGCUUUGGGAACAUAUGGCGGUCAUGACUUGCUGUCUUUUGACUAA
Aureobasidium subglaciale EXF-2481 is the source of this 885-nucleotide messenger RNA. RefSeq lists its product as uncharacterized. Bases 1 to 885 code for a protein of 294 amino acids. The record is from RefSeq and is a predicted model, not a curated record. The transcript has 3 exons. Lineage: Eukaryota; Fungi; Ascomycota; Dothideomycetes; Dothideales; Saccotheciaceae.